Molecule: messenger RNA, 1314 nt
Organism: Oldenlandia corymbosa var. corymbosa
Lineage: Eukaryota; Viridiplantae; Streptophyta; Magnoliopsida; Gentianales; Rubiaceae
Source: the annotation of a GenBank genome assembly
AUGGAAGUAUCUCUCUUUAGAGGAUUCUGUUUAACCUUACUUUUAUCUUUGCCAUUCUGUUUUGGCAAGGAUGACAGUGUCUUUCUCGUCGGAUCAGGUGAAAAUGCGCCUAACGCCCUGGAUGCAGUAAUUACAUGGAGUGAUUCUCCUUCAGGAUUUGGAAAUGCUGACAAGAAAUGGAAUUCCAGAAUCAAUUUUCUUGAUGAAGCUGAUGACAUCCUGAGAAAUGAGGGCAGAAUACAGAAAUCAUUAUCAGAUGGACAAAUGAAAACUCUGUCAGCAUCAGAAACAACAUUUGGAGUAUCAAGGAAACUGCUUACCUUUUCAUUACCAUUCCUCCCACCAUAUUACCAUUUGGGUCCAAUAACACAAGUUCCAUCCACAACUCAACCUCCUCCGGUUUACUCAUCGCCACCACCACCUACUGAUCCUGUUUAUUCAUCACCACCACCAUCUACACCUCCGGUUUAUUCAUUGCCACCACCACCUACACCUCCGGUUUAUUCAUCGCCGCCACCACCUACACCUCCGGUGUAUUCAUUGCCACCACCAUCUACUCCUCCUUCUACAACAAUCCCACCACCUUCAAGUUAUAACCAUCCUGUUCUUCCUCCUCCACCGGUUAAUGAUGUACCGGAUCCAGCUGUACCAACACCUGCAAACAGACUUCCACCUCCUACUUUGCCACCAAAAUGUGACACUUCAAGUCCACCACCAUCAGUGCCUAAUGUCAAAACUCCUGUUCCAUCACCUCCAACGCCUUAUAUCAUGAAGCCCUCACCUCCAUUGGCUCCACCUUAUGAGGAUCCCCUUCCACCAACAGUACCAAGUUUCCCAAAACCACCACCUCUGCCUAGUUUCAAUAAUCCGUCUCCUGUAUUGCCUCCUACUCACAUGAAUCCCCUGCCGCCACCUGUUACAAGUUUCCCAAAACCACCGCCUCUGCUUCAUCCAGUCUCGCCAAUUGAUAAAAAACCACUUCCUCCAAAUCCUAUCGCACCAACUCCCACAUAUCAAAAGCCCAAUCCACCCCUGACAAACACCCCAAAGCCUGUUUCCCCAAAACAGGCUCCUCCCCUGGUUCCAUCCCCCAAGAUAUCAUCUCCUGUAAAGCCGGCACCAUCACCAGCAUCCAAACUUGGGCCUUCUACUCCCCCAAUAACUGCACCAAAGGGGUCUUCCUCUCCAAUUCCACGAGCUCCCCCUAUUCCGAAACUUCCCCCCAUCCCAAAAAUUCCCAGGAGGUAUUUCAAUUCGCCAGGCAAACCUGGAAAUCAACCUCCGAAUCCUCCUUCACGGGCUGAUCACUCUUAA